Molecule: messenger RNA, 1755 nt
Organism: Pristis pectinata (smalltooth sawfish)
Lineage: Eukaryota; Metazoa; Chordata; Chondrichthyes; Rhinopristiformes; Pristidae
Product: acidic mammalian chitinase-like
Exons: 12
Coding region: 376-1602 (408 amino acids)
Biological process (GO): carbohydrate metabolic process; chitin catabolic process
Cellular component (GO): extracellular region
Molecular function (GO): chitin binding; chitinase activity
Source: RefSeq, a predicted model, not a curated record
UGCUUUAUUCCGAACUCUGCGAUGCCCAAAAUUACCAGGCUGACACAGGAAGAAUGGUCGCAAAGUAUCCUUAUGAGGAGGUACAGAAGUCCCUCACCACCAGGUUCAGGAACAGCUAUUUUCCUACAACCAUCAGGUUCUUGAACCAACCUGCACAACCCUAAGCAACACACGAAAUGUUGGAGGAAUUCAGCGGGUGAGGCAGCAUCUCUGGAGGGAAAUGGACAGUGAACGUCAAGACAGUGCAGUCCAGCGGUGGUUUUGUUGGCGUGCCUGCAACUGGGCUCUGCCUACAGACUGGUGUGUUACUUUGCAAACUGGGCUCAGUACAGACCAGGAGCAGCGAAAUACGUCCCCGAUGACAUUGACCCCUGCAUGUGCACCCACCUGAUCUACGCCUUCGCUGUGAUGAGCAACAAUAAAAUUGUCACCUACGAAUGGAAUGACGUUACUCUCUAUCACUCAUUCAACGCUCUGAAGACCAGGAACAAAAACUUGAAAACACUUCUGUCAGUCGGAGGCUGGAACUUUGGAACUCAACAAUUCAGCACCAUGGUGUCCACACCUCAAAACCGUCAGACCUUCAUAACGUCAGCCAUCAGCUUCCUGCGUAAAUAUGGCUUUGAUGGUCUGGACAUGGAUUGGGAAUACCCUGGAUCAAGAGGAAGUCCUCCACGUGACAAGCACCUCUUCACGGUCCUAACUCAGGAGCUGAUCGCAGCCUUCGAGGCAGAGGGGAAGAGCACCAGCAGGCCGCGCCUCCUGCUCUCGGCGGCUGUGGCGGCAGGAAGACCCACCAUCGAAACGGCCUAUGAGAUUCCUCAGCUGGGAGAAACUCUGGACUUCUUCAACGUGAUGACAUACGAUUUCUAUGGUUCCUGGAACCCCUUCACCGGGGAGAACAGUCCCCUCUACGCACUCCCGGCCGCCCAAGGCAACAACAAGUACUUCAAUGUGGCCUACACCAUCAAAUACUGGAAGGAUAACGGCGCUCCGGCUGAAAAGAUCAACGUGGGAUUCCCUGCCUACGGACGCUCAUUCACACUCAGCACGUCCAGCACUGCUGUUGGAGCCCCCUCCGUUGGCCAGGGGCCUGAAGGUCACUACACUCAGGAAGCUGGCUUCAUGGCCUACUUCGAGAUCUGCCUCUUCUUAAAUGGUGCUACGCAGAAAUGGGACGGACCACAGAUGGUGCCGUACGCAUACAAGGGAAGGGAUUGGGUUGGAUACGAUGACCCCAAGAGUUAUGAAAUCAAGAUCAAAUGGCUGAAGGAGAAUAAGAUCGGAGGGGCCAUGGUAUGGACACUGUCCCUGGAUGAUUUCAGUGGUACCUUCUGCCACCAGGGUCGCUAUCCUCUCAUCAGCAAGCUGCACACUGAGCUCAACAUUAAUCCAGAAUGUGUGGCUCCUCCUCUCCCCACCAGUGCUCCCAUGAAAAGCCCUGGGAACCUCAACUUCUGCAAAGGGAAAUCCAAUGGCUUCCAUGCCGAUGCACAGAACAAGAACUACUACUACCAGUGCAUGAAUGGAAAGACCUACUUGCGAAAGUGUGACACUGGUUUAGUCUUCGAUCCAUCCUGCGACUGUUGUAACUGGGCUUAAGAAGCCACAGGCCACCCCGAGCAGACUGGAACUGAAGCAGUGAAACAGGUCACCGUGUCCUAGAGUAAGUGUCCACCAACCGUCACCUUGACCGCUCCAGCAACGUCUCUCAAGUAGUGAUACCGAUUGUAACUGAAAAAUAAAGAAUUUGCA